Amoebophrya sp. A25 is the source of this 441-nucleotide messenger RNA. NCBI's taxonomy places the organism in Eukaryota, Dinophyceae, Syndiniales, Amoebophryaceae. The record is from the annotation of a GenBank genome assembly.
CUGCUUCAAAACUUUGACGAGGAAGAGCUCCACGCGCCACAGCGGCCGCCACGCACCGACAUUAGAUCACCUUGUCCGGCUGAAGCAGUAGCAGCGGAGGAGGGCACUCUGGGUCUGGCGGCAUCAAUAAAACAACCAGACGAUGUCGCUGUUACUGAUGUUGAACAUGUUCAUGCCCAUGAAAACAACAAGAAUGUGGAUGAAAUUGAACCCGGAGGUGGUCCUUCGGGAUCGGGUGCGGCUGCGUUCCUCGUUGAGGAAGGCGACAUGGAUUCCUACAAUGAAGGACAACUGGAACGCUUUCCUUCUAUGAGGGACGAUCCUCCUGUUGUAACCACGUUAAAAGAUUGCAGCAGAGAACAAGAGCCACAUCCUCGUCCAGCCGACGAUGCGCAGGGUCUCGAAAAAUGUCUAGGACGGCACGACCACCAAGGGGGAGCA